AUGGCGCUGGCGGGGCCCCCGGGGGGCGCGGGCUGGACCUGGCGGCCGGUGGCUCGGGACGCGCUCCUGGCGCGGGCCUUCCACUCCUGCACUGAGCUGCGGGGCCGCUUCUACCUGGUGGGGGGCCUCCCGGCCGGAGGGGCAACAGAGCCGAGCGGCGAUACGGUGGUCUUCGACCCGGCCGCGGGCCGGGCGGUGCAGAUGGGCGCCCGGGGCGGCCCGCGGCGCAGCCACCACGACGCAGUGCCUGCGGGCGGACGCUGGCUCUGCGUGGUGGGCGGCUGGGACGGGGCGCGCCGCCUGGCCACGGUGGCCGCGCUGGACACGGAGCGCGGAGUGUGGGAGGCGUGGAGCGCGGCCCCCGGCAGCUGCGCCCCCGCCGGCCUCAGCAGCCACACCUGCACCCGCAUCUCAGACCGAGAGCUGCGGGUGGCAGGCCGGGAGGGUGGGACCCGCACUCAGCGUCGCUACGGAAGCAUCUACACGCUGAGGCUGGACCCCGGCGCCCGCACCUACUGCUAUAAGGAGGAGGGCUGCCACACAGCCUCCCGCUCGGGUCACUGUGCCGCCCUGCUCCGGACUCCCGGGCCCCACCCAGCUCACCAGCUGCUGCUCUUUGGGGGUUGCAACUCGGCUGAACCAGAAGUAGCUGGGCAUUGGAGUCCGGGAAAGAUUAAGGAGGAACCACCUGCUGCCCCCCAUUUGAUGGAACAGCUUGCCAGGCUUGUGAGCACUGGGCAGGGGUCCCAGCAGGGGCCUCGGGGACUUCGGCAUCACUCAUGUUCUGUGGUGGGGCCCUUCGCUGUGCUGUUUGGUGGAGAAACUCUGACCAGAGCCAGAGAUGCCAUCUGCAAUGACCUCUACAUCUAUGACACCCGCAAGUCCCCUUCCAUGUGGUUCCACUUCCCCUGUGCAGACCAUGGGCUGAAACGCGUGGGCCAUCGGACCUGCCUUUGGAAUGAUCAGCUUUACCUGGUUGGGGGUUUUGGUGAGGAUGGCAGGACACCUAGUCCACAGGUUUGCAUCCUAGACCUAUUUAUCUAAAGAGUAGUGCCAAGACACAGCCUCUGUUUUGUUGCAAACUCAUAAACCACUACCACCAGAGCUAUCUGCCUCAUUUCAAAUGCUUAUUAAAUUUCAAUCGGAGACUCAA
Molecule: messenger RNA, 1153 nt
Organism: Odobenus rosmarus divergens (Pacific walrus)
Lineage: Eukaryota; Metazoa; Chordata; Mammalia; Carnivora; Odobenidae
Gene: KLHDC9
Product: kelch domain containing 9
Exons: 4
Coding region: 1-1044 (347 amino acids)
Molecular function (GO): cyclin binding
Source: RefSeq, a predicted model, not a curated record